AUGUGUGCGGCGGUUUUAUGCCCGGGCAGCGGGGGCGGAACGGCCGAAGGGAAUAGAAGUUCGGAGCGGCCGGGCGACCCGCCGGCGUCCGCCGCACCGCCGGGACCGGGAUCGCGACCGGAUCCGAAUUUAAAUCAGGCUAAUCGCAAGGAAGGAGGGCCGCCGCCGCCAUCGGGCGAUUGCGAAUUUCGGAUCGACUCCCGCAUGCCGCCCGCUUCGCUCCAACCGAACCGAGCCGCCUUUCCUUUCAUUGCGACUUUGGCGACGCGUCCGGCCGGUCGACGUCGAGGGCGAGACGAAUCGCGACGCACGGGUCGUCCAGUGAUGACGGCGAAAAACAAGAAGCCAUCGGAACCGAGACGAGCCAACAAGCCUUUGAUGGAGAAGAGACGCCGCGCCAGGAUCAACCAGAGCCUGGCGGCGCUGAAGACGCUGAUCCUCGACAGCGCCAAGGCGGACAACACCAAGCACUCCAAGCUGGAGAAGGCGGAUAUCCUGGAGUUGACGGUGAGGCACUUCCAGAGGCACCGCAGCCUGGACGUGAAGGGAGUCAACCAGUACAAGGCCGGGUACGCGGACUGCGUGCGGGAGGUGCAGCGGUACUUGGAGACGCCGGACGCUCAGACGAUGACCGUGAUUGAUUCCGGCGUGCGCCAGAGGCUGCUCAGGCAUUUGGACAACUGCGUUGCUGAAGUCGACGUCGAUCUGAAGCAGGUGAAUUUACCUCCUCCUCUGGUUGAGGAGCGGUCCGAUUCCAACCAUUUGGUGGAGGUUAACAACAAUCGAUCGAAUCGGCUUUUGGACCAACCGGAUGGUGAGGAUUCCACCAAAUCGUCCAAGAACUACGACGGGAAUUACGUCCUGUUAUUACCUCAGCAUUACGUGCAAUUGGCCAGCGCUCUGGGUGUUAAUCUCAGGUCGCAAAGUGAUAGUGUGUCUAGUCCAAGUACGUCGGGUUGUGAAAAUGUCGAAGCCCUCAAGAAGAACGAGGAUCCUAUAGACUUUAGCGGAAAGAACAACGAAAAUGGUGAUAUGUGGCGACCGUGGUAAAAAUAAACUACAUCAUAAUGACACUGGAAAUCUAGGAUUUGUGCAAUUUCACUGAUCUUCAUUAUUGUGUAGUUGCGAAUUGGUUUAAGUUUUGUUGUAAUUUUGAUUAUCCGAAACUGUGAUUUUAUUUUAAGACUCCAAUGUUAAUCGAAUAAUUUGGUUUUAAAUUAUGAAUUGUAAAUUUUUGCUCAUUUAAUUUUGUAUUCAGCUCAAAUUUCGUUGACUUAUACGUGAAUUGCUCAAAUUUUAAGAAACCUAUAUGUAAAAAAAAUCAUUUACAACAAAAGUACGGGAAAAACAUUGUUCCCGUAACUCUUUCUUCUCCACUCUGUCGUUCGUGUGCAACCGCCUAUAGAAAUUUGCACCUAAAAGACGGUGUUUUUCCUGCAAUUUGACGAUCAUUUUUUGCUUAGGUUUGGGAUUCACUCGUACGCAAAACUGUACAGCAACACAUUGUGAUUGUAAAAAAAAUUAGUCGACCUUUAUUAGAAAAUUUUUCAUUCGGAACUUCCGUCGAAGUCGUUCCGGCAAAAUCGAUUUUAUUCGGACGGAUAAAAUCGUUUCGCAAUUUUGUACAUAACGUUGUAAAAAAUAUUUGAGACUGCAGAAUUCGAUAUGUUGUUUAUUUGUAAGUUAAUUUAUGUUAGUUG
Molecule: messenger RNA, 1700 nt
Organism: Phyllotreta striolata
Lineage: Eukaryota; Metazoa; Arthropoda; Insecta; Coleoptera; Chrysomelidae
Source: the annotation of a GenBank genome assembly